Molecule: messenger RNA, 2678 nt
Organism: Zeugodacus cucurbitae (melon fly)
Lineage: Eukaryota; Metazoa; Arthropoda; Insecta; Diptera; Tephritidae
Gene: path
Product: proton-coupled amino acid transporter-like protein pathetic
Exons: 10
Coding region: 519-1970 (483 amino acids)
Biological process (GO): amino acid transmembrane transport
Cellular component (GO): vacuolar membrane
Molecular function (GO): amino acid transmembrane transporter activity
Source: RefSeq, a predicted model, not a curated record
UGAUAGUUUUUCAUAGAAACCAUAACGUGUGUGAUAUUUCGUGCGGUGCUUGUUUCAAAAUUUAUUAUAAAAUAAAAUUAUUUUUGCUUUAGAAAUUUUAAUAAAUUUUAGAAUAACUAGUGUCUACGAAACAAUUAUUAACGCUAAGUGAAGUUUUAGUAGUGCAUUUCUUCGGAAAAAAACGAAAAAAAGUGCAACGAAAUCAUUUUUAACCUACACGUGUGUGGAACAUAUCAGCAAAAAGUGAAUUUUUUCACACAGUCCUUUGAAAGAGAAAAAAGUUAACAACGCGUCAAGAAGUAACGGCGAAAUUCACACAUGUACCCGAAUCCACGUAUCCGGCUGUGAAAAGGCAACGCUGUAUACAUACAAACCUAUUUAAAUAACACAAACGAAGAGAAACUACAUAAAAGAGGCAAACCGCGACAGCAACGCUUGCAAUUGAGGCUAAUAACUCUUACAAAUUAAGACUGGUUUUCGGCGGAUUUUUAACGUUCAAAAACUAAAACAACAACAAAAUGGUUAACAUAGCGGACAGCGGCGGCCGACAUGCACCACAAGAGAUGGAACAAUUCCUGCCCGGCGAUGGCACCAACAACAAAUAUAAAAUCCAGCCGCGAAAAGAUGUCGAACAGGCGUCAUCCGAUUUCGAUCCGUUCGCCCAACGCAAAGUGGCACAUCCCACAACUGACAAUGAGACUCUAACGCAUUUGCUGAAAGCCUCGCUCGGCACUGGCAUUCUAUCCAUGCCGAUCGCCUUCAUGUACUCAGGUAUUGUGUUGGGCAUUUUCGCCACCAUCUUCACCGCUUUCAUCUGUACACACUGCAGUUAUGUACUGGUGAAAUGCGCACACAAACUCUACUACAAGUCGCGUCGCACGGAGAUGAGCUUCGCCGAAGUUGCUGAAGUCGCAUUUCAGAACGGGCCCAAAUGGGCACGUGGUUUUGCGCCAGUUGCCAAAUUCUCCAUACUAUUCGGAUUGUUUUUGACCUACUUUGGCACCUGCUCGGUGUAUACCGUUAUUGUUGCGAAGAAUUUCGAACAGGUCAUGGAACAUUGGUUAGGCUAUCAGAUUUCACUGCGCCUACUCAUCUCCGCUCUGCUCAUACCGCUAAUUCUACUCUCGUGGAUACCGAAUCUCAAAUACCUCGCACCCGUCUCGAUGGUGGCCAAUGUCUUUAUGGGCAUCGGUUUGGGCAUCACAUUCUACUAUCUCGUCAUCGAUUUGCCACCGGUCACAACACGCGAAUUCGCCAAUGUCUCUACCAUACCGGCUUUCUUCGCAAUCACCAUAUUCGCCAUGGAAGCGAUCGGUGUGGUGAUGCCACUGGAGAAUAAUAUGGAGAAACCACGUCACUUCCUCGGCAUUUGCGGUGUUUUGAGUCAGGGUAUGUCUGGUGUGACUUUGAUCUAUAUGGCGCUCGGUUUUCUUGGCUAUCUGCGUUAUGGUACAGCUACCGAAGAAAGUAUUACGUUGAAUCUGCCGGUGCAUGAGUGGCCCGCGCAAGCUGUUAAGGUGUUGAUCGCCUUGGCUGUUUACUGUACAUUUGGUCUGCAAUUCUAUGUGUGCCUUGAAAUUGUCUGGGAUGGUAUUAAGGAUAAGUGCAAAAAGCGUCCAAUGUUGGUCAAUUAUGUUUUGAGAACCGUUCUCGUCACUGCCGCCGUUGUAUUGGCCGUCUCAGUACCCACUAUUGCGCCGUUUAUGGGUCUCAUUGGUGCCUUCUGCUUCUCCAUACUUGGUCUUAUAUUCCCUGUUUUGAUUGAGCUCAUCACUCACUGGGACACCGGUUUCGGUGCCUUCAACUGGAUACUAUGGAAAAAUGUCAUUAUCGGUUUCUGCGGUGUGGCAGCGCUGAUUUUCGGCUCCAUGAGCGCUAUAAAUGACAUUAUCAAAGUGUACACGAUCGAUCCCAAUGCUAAUGAGGCUGCACAACAUGCGCUCAGCAACAUUACAGCAACCAGCCUUUAAGCUUCAGUAUACAUAUGUACAGUUGUACAGCCAACUGUGGCUGUGUGGAGAGUUUUUUGUUUUUAAGAAGAAGAAGAAGAGAAGAACGCGCUUUUUUGCAUGUAUUCGCACCGCUAUACCGUUGGAUAAUUUAAUUGAAUUUUAAUUCAUUAGUAUAAUAGUACAAAUAAAUAAUGUAUACAUACAAUAUAUAUAUACAUAUUUGUCGCUAGUAGCUCUACAACAUAUACCACAUACAUAUGUAUAGUUUAGGCAGUGAAAAUAUGGUGCAACUAAAAAUAUAUAUUUUUUUCUAGAUAGAUUAAAAAAAAGACAACGGAAACACGUGUAUUAUGUAUUGAAGUGCCUCUUUUUGUGUCUAAACAACAUUUGUUUACAGUUAUGCACACAUACUACAUACAUACAAGCAAAUAUUUAGCGCUACAUUGCCACUGUGGCAAUUGCGCUGUAAGUAAAUGUAGUUAAUAGUUUCCGUUAAUUCAAUUCAAUGCAUCCUAUAUACAUACAUACGCAUACAUAGUUAGGGCUAAGUGAAGUGCUAGUGGCAGGCUGAAUUUCAACAGCAACUAAGUAAAUUUAAUUUUGCUGCCACGUGCUUAUUCAAUGUAGUUAUGUAUAGUGAAUAUGUAAUGAUUACUAAUCAUGCAUUAUGUUUUAUUGUUGCAAAUAGAUUUUGUACAUUAAAGUUAGUAGUUAAAUUCAAAAUAA